Moneuplotes crassus is the source of this 2388-nucleotide messenger RNA. Lineage: Eukaryota; Ciliophora; Spirotrichea; Euplotida; Euplotidae. The record is from the annotation of a GenBank genome assembly.
CCCAAUUGAGCCUAUGAAUAUGUGUUCGCGGGUUCAGGCACAGCCAAAUGGGUAUAUUGAGGAUCAACCACCAUUUAUACAGACUGAGAACAUGAAGGCAUUUAAGAAGACUCCUACUUAUCUCACUGACCAGCAGAAAAGUCAAAGCUCUCGUUUGCAGAACUACACAACUGCUUAUUUCAAGAACCAGAAUAAGGAAAGAAAUUUAAAAAUUGAUGUCGACCUGAACUGUAUGGGAGUCCCUGAAAACUCCCUCAAUGAGAGUUGAAAGACGCAAGUCCCUCAAGUACCUCAGCCUCGGUUGGGCAAAGCCUCAAAAGUCUAGUUUUGCAAGACGCUUUUUCAGAUCGGAAACACAGCACAAGAACUGACGGUGAUAUCAAAAAGUUUCAGGCGAAUUUCUACCACGAAGACAUGAGAACAGAGUUUAGAAAAUACCCGAAUCAGUCCUCAUCAAUAACUCCUAAAAUAGGACUGUAUCCUGCCUCAAAAGGGAUGCAGGGAUUUGACCCAAAACUAUCCAAAAGAAACUUCAAAACCAAAACAUGAAAGUCUUCUAGUAGGAUCAAAUCCAGGAAUUCUAACAAGCCGAGGGAGUCCAACAUUGUGAUCACUAAGGAUGAGGAGAACAACGUGUAUCACAUUGUUUCGAAAGAGAGCCUUGUUCAUAAUUCGAAAAAUGCACAACACCAAAAGUCACAAAAACUUGAUUUAAAAAAUAACAAGAGGAAGGAGUCUAAAUUGUCAUCUUCAGAGAUCAAGCAGAAGAAAAGCAAGAUUAAGAAGGUCAUCAGAGACCACAAAAACCAAGAAAAUAGAAGGAAAAAGGCUAGAGGGCAUCAUAAAGGUGUUCUUUUCGAGUCGAUGAUCAAGAAAAUCGCUCAGAAAAAGAGGGAGGAGGCCAGGAAUAAUGCUUUUUCUCGAUCUGGUAAAUCUCCUGAGUUCAACUCUCUCGCAGAUCGAAGUUCUGAGGCUACUUUCCCUCUCAAGAAUAAUGAAUUCAGUCUUAUAAUGUAUAGAAACGAGGAUUAUAAAUCAAGUACCUUCACGGGAGCGGAUGUAGAAUCAAGCUUGUUGAUAAAUAAGGACCGAAAACCUCCUCUAAAUCCAACCACAACAGAUGACAAAGAAGAGAAGAGCUAUAUAUUUGAGCAAAAACUCAAUCCAACUCCUCAAUGUGAGGAUGAUGAGAUCAUGGACUCACAAUUCCUCAGCUCCAACUCUUCUGUGAAUGACAUUAGUGAUAUUGAGGAGCAUUCAGGGCUUAAAAAACUUGAAAAACACCUCGGAAAUAAUGAAAGUUUGGGCCAGACCAGCUUUGACCAGGAAGAGCAGAAGGUUCAGUUAGUUACAGAAAUCUCUCAGUGCCAAGAUGAAGAGAUUAUUGAGAGUAGCCAGAGGCCAAUCCAAGAGACCAACAUCUCUAUUAAAUCCAAAAGAAUGGAGGAAUACAAUGAUAACUCUGGAGAAGAUAAUUAUAUAAACUCUUCAUACACAGGAGACGAAAAAUCGAUGAUUAAGAUGAGGUGAGAAGAUGAGAUCCUCAAAAGUACAGAGCUCAAGCUGAAGCAGAGGACCAGAAACUCUUCCAAGCACCCACCAAUGCUGCAACAAGCACGGAUCUAUUACAACACACAGGCACAUAGGAUGCACAAGCUCGAAGAGCCAUCAGAAAUCUCCAAUUCAAAAAUGAAGCCGAGAAGGAAAUUCAAAGAGCCUCGCAUGAACAAAAUAAAGAAGGAAAUAAAGCUCUCUAAAUACUCCAAAAAGAAAGGCUUCAAGAGCAGGAAUGCCAAAGGUGGCAUGGGUGGAAACAACAUGAAAAGUCUACCUGAAAAGCAGAACUUUGUUAGCGGGUUCUCUAAUAAUGCCCAGAAUUCUUCAAAAAGAUUUGAAAUGAAUAGCCAUCGGAAAGGCAAACUUACUACUCAUGGCUCUAAAGGAAACAUUCCAAAAGUUGACUUCAAAGGAAUUUUGUACAAACAAAGUCAUGAGAACUUCAAUAAUAAUUCUCACAAUAUGCAUUCAAAAGAGAGCAGUGAAGCUUCAAUAAUAGAUUCCCCCAAAAUUGCGAAAAAGGAGAAAAUUAAUGAACUCUCAGUGCUCAAGGUUCAGAAAAUCCAUCACCAAGGGAAAAAGAGGCAGAAGUACAAAUUAUACCUCGUAGAAGACAGCAAUAGCAGGUAUUUUCACUAUCUCAUUAUUUCAGAGAUCUCACUCAAACUAACGAUACCACCGGGAGAAAAUCAGGUGGCGGGAUGUCUAAUCUAGAGUCAAACUCCAUUCUGAACAAGAACCAGCUGCUCAAGUCUGGUAACUUAAAAUUUAAGACAACCUCACAGCUAAAUGGCAGAGUUAAAAAGGCUAAAUAGAGGAACUAAUUUAGAC